Molecule: messenger RNA, 1411 nt
Organism: Haliotis rufescens (red abalone)
Lineage: Eukaryota; Metazoa; Mollusca; Gastropoda; Lepetellida; Haliotidae
Exons: 9
Coding region: 154-1059 (301 amino acids)
Source: RefSeq, a predicted model, not a curated record
CCUAGGGUCACGUGGUAUGCGCAAACAGACCGUUGUAUAACAUGGCCACGUGACCGAGAGCUGCCGACACUCUGUGCAGGUGAAGCCGUUCAUUCAGUACCCGGCACGGCGUCUGGCGUCCACACUCCACCAGGUAGGUCACUAACGGACAGAAUGGAAGCAGUGAUCUUAGUGUUGUCCAUCUUCAUCUCGCUGUCGGGAUGUCACGUGACCCGUGUAGAAGAAUUUCAUCAACACGCAGAUGUCAAGCAGGUAGACCCAAACAAAGUAUGGUUGUUUGCUGUGGGUGGACGAAAGCGCCCGUACAACUUCUUAGACGACCUGGGACAGCUGACGGGGUUCGAUGUUGAUCUUGUUAAUGCAGUCUGCACUGUAGCGGGACGGAAGUGUUCCAUGGUUCUAGCUGAGUUCACGGAGUGCACCUUCACCAACAGGAACAUCAACUACCCAGGGAGAGGACUGAUGGCCGGAUGGUUCGACGCGUGUCCUGGGUACGCCAUCACCGCCGACCGCCAGAGCGGCUUCGACUUCACCUCUGCCUAUCUCAGCACCGUCUCCACCUUCACUGUGGCGCCUGGAAACCCCGACGGAUUCGAUCCCAAGGCUGCCGACUACUCCAACUUUACACUCACUCAUCUGACAGGCGCCCCUACAAACGCGCAGUGUUUAAACCGUCUCAAGAAGAAGUACGACCGUAUCAUCGUCGCGGCCAACCUCCCCGACGCCAAGGGACUCCUGCUCAGUGACACGGCCCAGGCACUAUUUUCUCCGCGGACGAAUAUCACUGGUCUUGACACUCUGCCCAACAUUUUCUCGUGUGACGAGGGCGGGGCCGGGGUCAUGGUCAAGAAGGGGAGUGAACUCCCAAGUUGGUGGAAUCCAGCGUUCCAGUCUCUCUAUUUGUCUGGCGGUUACAACUCCCUGUGUACUAAUGCCCAGGUCAAGUAUAAUUAUAAGGUGAGAUGCCUGCCGCCUCCUGCAUCACAGCCUCAAGAGGUCUUGAAGACGGACAGCCUUAAUCCCUGGUGGCGAGACAUUAAGACUAGACGCAACCAUUAACUCAGGAAGGACUCUUACAGAUAUUUGUAUUUCAACACUCAACUUCUACAUACAGUCAACCCUGACCAACAUACGAAACAUCUUUAAUCCGGAUGUUCCCGGUAAAAGCGUCAAAACUAGCACAAUGUCCGGAUUUAACGAGUCAUGGUUAAGGAUUGUCAGCCCAUCGUAUACACGUUCCAGCAGGUAUAUUUUAGGGGUGUUUCCGGAUUUGCGGGGUCCUGAAUAACGAGGUUACAUUGUACACAGUUCUGCCACAGAUAUCUGUUUACCUGAAGUAUCCAUCGUAGUCCUGGACACCAGUACCUUGCUGUAUUAAUAGAUCAGAUGGUAGAGCCAUUCACUGCCGUAU